GCCACUCGGGGCGGUGUCCGCCUGGGUUCCGGGAGGAGAUGUCGCGCAUCACGCUGGAGGACCUGGAUCCGUUGGGAGAGGAGGCGGCAGCCGGCGGGGAGGAGGAGGAGGAGGAGGGGGAAGAGGAGGAGGAAGAGCGGAGCCGGCUGUUCGCCCACUGGGAAGCCGUAGCCAGCACGCACCGGGUGAGCCUGCCCCGAGACAUGGCAGGUCCUAUUGUCCAGAUGACCCGGCACAGCCAGGCUCGUGAGCCUGUGCCUUACGUUACCCUCGCACAGCACGAGAAGUGCGAGGAAGCAGCCUACGAGGAGCGACAGUACCCAUCUGGAAAGUGGGCAUGUGUCACCAAGGGGGAGCCCAUGUAUGAGCAGAGCAUCUCCAUGAGCUUCAUGAAGCUCAUGCGCUACAUCUGCAAGGAGAACUCUGUAGGUUGCUAUCUGGGCAUGACAGUCCCGGUGCUCAAUGAAAUCCACCUGACCAAGGAGGGGACCAAGCUGGAGCGUGAGGUUGUAACUGCCUAUUAUCUCCCACGAGUGUUCCAGCAAAACCCCCCUGUUCCCACGGACCCUGAAAUCCACAUCACUGAGAGGGCACCGCUCCGGGUUAUAACCAGGGUUUUCUAUGGGAUGACCACUGAGGAGACAAUUCUGCGAGAGAUCAGUCUCUUCUGGAAGCUCUUGGGGUCCACAGACACUGUGCUCCGGGAAACCUACAUCAUUGCUUCUUAUGAAAACCCCAGCAUCCCUCAGCGCCGCAAUGAGGUCUGGUUCAUCUGCCGAGCAGAGUAAGUCUUCUUGGUGACCUGCAAAUUGGCUUGCGACUGGACCUGGUGUAGAUGGCAGUUCUGACCCAAAGGAGACAAAUGCACAUCCUGACCCACUGUUCGCCCACAAAACAACAGAGCGGGAGACUACGGGGUGGGUUUUCACUCUACCCUGCAAGGGCACAGCCAGGAGAAAACCUGCUUGGGCUGCACUUUAUCUAUGUCCACAGUGGCCAGCUGGUGCUGGAGCUGGCACCAGGAGAGCCUCUGCAGCAGGCUGCUGGUGGGAAACACUUGGUGGGGGCUCAUGUAAGGCAGUACGUGGGCUUGUGCAAUGUGCUAGCCUGACCUGGGCUUCUCUCAGCUCUGACGUGGGCUGGCAGAGCUGUGCCAGGUAUGCUAGUGGGGCUUGUGGUUGGCAAAGUCACAGGCUGAUGAUGUCUCAGAAGGCAAGUGACUGUUUACGAGGUGUGGCUCUGGCCUGCUUCCUCUGAAAAUGGAUGCUGGUCCUGAACAGAGCCACUGAAAUGCUGCUACAGGGAAAGUGACGUUCGAAGGGGGAAAGGGCUCGCCACAAGCGAGAUGUGGAUCAUGAAUGUUUCCUGCUGGGGUGGCUCUCUUUGGACUCUUGGAUGCCUCCCUGGCUGUCAAUCACCAUCCCACAGCCAGGACUGGGGUGCAGGCAGCCUUUGUCCAUCCUUGCUGUUGCAGACCUGCUGCAAGCUGAGAGGGACAGGUCUGACAGCAGCAGCAGCGGCACCGCUGUGAGUUGUGUUGUGCAUUGAUCAGUGAGUUUCACAUCCACAAAUACCCUCACGCUUUCCUGGGGGAAGCUGGCACUGCCAACAGUCAAUAAACACAGAUCAAACCACUGCAGUUCCAGAUCAC
This is a messenger RNA of Cuculus canorus (common cuckoo), 1651 nucleotides long. Its product is annotated as heme-binding protein 1. The record is from RefSeq and is a predicted model, not a curated record. The transcript has 5 exons. Lineage: Eukaryota; Metazoa; Chordata; Aves; Cuculiformes; Cuculidae. Bases 39 to 788 code for a protein of 249 amino acids.